Messenger RNA from Argiope bruennichi, 1266 nucleotides. RefSeq names its product ankyrin repeat domain-containing protein 54-like. Lineage: Eukaryota; Metazoa; Arthropoda; Arachnida; Araneae; Araneidae. The transcript is spliced from 9 exons. The record is from RefSeq and is a predicted model, not a curated record. Bases 101 to 964 code for a protein of 287 amino acids. Gene Ontology annotation, molecular function: protein binding.
UUUUAUAGAUAAGGAAGCUUGCUGCAUCCGUCACUUUAAAACGAAACUAAAAGUUUAAGAAAUUUUUACUUUUGUGAUUAAAAUAUAUUUCAUUGAAAAAAUGACUGAGAGUGAUUCUGGAGUUGAUACUGGUAGUGAAAGCAAUGAAAGUAACUGCAUGUCAGUGGGCUCUCCAUCUUGCUUAGACGAUGAUAAGGAUAUACAUGAUUUUGUGGAGAAAGCCCAUCCUCAUUAUUCUUCAUUAGUGGUGCCUUUUGGUAAUUUACAGCCUGCAACUUGUAGUUAUGGUUUUAGUGACUACCGACAACAGGAACAAGUGCGUAAAAUUAAGCCAGGACUAAGACGGAAGAAUGCAGUUCGAUGGAAACAACAACCAAUUCCUGAUAUUGAAAAUCUUAUUGGGGAAAGGAGACUUCGUGCUGCUGCCAAUAACAAUGAUAUUGAAACAGUUAAAAACUUGUUAGAUAGUGGUAUUGAUCCUUGUACUGCUGAUGGCAGGCAGAGAAGUGCCUUGCAUUUUGCAGCAGCUGGAGGUCAUACAGCAAUUGCUCGAUUGUUGAUUGAAAGAGGAGCAGAUCCUAAUCAACGUGAUUCUGUUGGAAAUACACCUUUACAUUUAGCUGCCUGUACUACUCGCAUUGAAAUGGUGACUUUAUUGCUGAAAGCAGGCACUGAUAUAAAUGCUUUAGAUUACUCAGGACGUUCACCAUUCCAGUUAGCACAGUCAAAAUUAAAACUUCUUCAAAGAAAUACAGAAUAUUCAUCUGAGCAGCUGAAAAGGGAGGUGACCCAUGUUUUAGAAAUGAUGCAAGUUUAUCUUCAAAGAUCUGGUAGGUCUGGUGAAAUAGACUUCAUUAAUACAUUUUCUAGUAGACUUCAUCAUCAUCAAACCAGAGAAGAGGUUGAUACUGAUGUUAAGGAUUUGCUGUCCAGCCUUUCUCAUCUAAAUCUCCAAGCUGCUUAAUUUGGACGUCAUAUUUUGCUCCAUUUUGUAUUUGUGUGGGAAGGGGGGAGAGAAGGAAUUAUAUAUUUAAAUGUGCUAGAAAAGGCAUUUAUUAUAUUCUUAUUCUUUUUAUCUUGAUCUCUGAUAAAUUUUUUCACUAUGCUAAUUAUUAACAUGUUUCUCUAUAUUUAUUGUUCACAUUGUAAUAAAUUGCCAUGUUGGUAAUAAAAUUUAAUUUUCUUUUUAUUAUGAAAUAAUACAUCUUGUUUCAAUAUUAUUACUUGCCAAAAUUGUUUUAUUAAUUUCUCCAAAAUUUGGAUUCU